Messenger RNA from Cetraspora pellucida, 2955 nucleotides. The record is from the annotation of a GenBank genome assembly. NCBI's taxonomy places the organism in Eukaryota, Fungi, Glomeromycota, Glomeromycetes, Diversisporales, Gigasporaceae.
AUGCAAGGCGAGAAGCUCUUAAUCAAAAAACGUGGUAUAGGUUGUUUGAUUCCUAUGGGUAAUAUAGGUAAAGACCGGCUCAUAGUUGGGCAUAAUGUUGGUUUCGAUCGUGCACGAAUAAGAGAAUAUCAUCACGACAGAUCUUGUAACAGCUAUAUAGAUACAAUGUCUUUACAUGUAACUGUAAGUGGACUUUGCACUCAACAUCGCACUUCUUGGAUCAAGUAUAAUAAGGCGAUUAAAGAAAGCAAAGAUUUUCAAUCUAUUCAUGAUGCUAGUUCGAUAAACAACCUUCGAAAUAUCUAUAGAUUUUAUUGUCAGGGAGAAUUAGACAAAUGUUUGAGAAAUUAUUUUAUUAAUAGUUCUUUAGAUCAAAUAGUAAAACCCGAAGUUUUUCAAAAGCUGGUAGCAUAUCGUGCUGACGGUGUAUUCACAACACAUAAAGUGCUCAAAAAACUAUUUCCACGAUUUCUAAAAAUUUAUCCACACCCUAUAUCAUUUGCCGGUAUAAUUAGUAUGAAUAAUAAAUUCAUGACAACACCAAAGGACUGGGAUUAUUAUAUUGAGAAAAUAAAAUUGAUACGUCAAGAAGAAAGUAAACCCAUUGAAAAAAGCUUACAAAGGCCUGCAUUUAUAACAUUAAAAUCAUAUAGUGAUGAUUCGCAAUCAAUAAUUAAUAAUCCAUGGUUAAGGCAAUUAGAUUGGUCAACACCACCGCGGGUCAAAAAGCUUAAAGGAUAUCAACAAUGGUAUCGGAAUAUUUACAAUACUAAGACGAGAAGCCUAAAAAGUAUAUCAAGGCCCAGAACUUCGUCCAUUUCAUUAAGAUUGAAAUGGCAAGGCUUUCCAUUAUAUUAUUUUAAAAAACACAGGCGGAUAUAUCGAAGACCGAAAAGUAACGAGAAAUACCAGGCAAAAGCAAAACCCUUUAGAUUCGAUGAAAUGGAUGAUAAUAAAGAAGCAUCUGUAAUUGGGCAAUCUCGAAAUUAUCCUUCGCGAUUAUCAAAAUAUUUGGAAUUAUCGGAAAAAGGGUCAUUACAUUUAUUAACUGAGAAUGAUUUCAAUGUGAUUUUGCAUUGUUUAUUUGCACCAUAUUGGAAGCCAAAGAAUGUUUUAUAUUGGUUGAAUCGAAUAUAUAAUGAUAUCAGGGAGAAUGGAUUGCGCUUGAAUAAAUAUACAUAUGAAACAAUAUUAAAUUUAUACGUUAUCAUCGGAAAUGUUUCCAAAGCAGAAUCAAUAUUUUCUGAAAUAGUCAAAGAAAUUGGUAUUCCAACGCGUAAGACGUAUAACAUAUUGCUUCAUAUGUAUGCACGCGUUGGAAACAUUCAAAGAUGUUUAGAAUUGGUUCAAGAAAUGAAAAUGAAUCUGAUUAUGCCGAAUUUAACAACCUACAACACUCACAUUUUGUCUUACGUACGUAACCUCAACAUUACUGGUGCGCAUUUUAUAUUACAAGAAAUGGAACAACAAGGUGUGAAGCCAGACGUUAUAACGUUCAAUGUCAUGAUCAAUGGUUUUCUAAAUUUUCAUGAUUUCAAAGGAGCAGAACAAUGUUUUGAUAUUAUGCUUGGUAUGGGAAUAGCACCAAAUAUCAUUACGUUUAAUACUAUAAUGUCAGGCUAUUUGGAUGUUGGAGAUUUUCAAUCUGUAGAAGAUAUCUAUGACAAAAUGCUCGAACUGAAAAUACAACCUGGUUUGGAUACUUACCAUAUUCUAGCGACUGCCUUCGUGCGAAUGGGAAAAACAGAGCAAGUGUUAUUAAUAAUUGAUCAAAUAAUUGCUAACGGUUGGCAUGUUCUGAGGACGUAUAACAUACUAAUUAACAUGUACGUCAAAAUGAAUGACUUAGGGAUGGCGUAUAAAGUAUACGAUCGUCUAUUAUCGUCGGGUCUUCAACCGAACGUUGUGACAUUUAAUACUUUCAUCACUGGCCACAUAAAUCAGCGAAAUUUAGAUGAAGCGUUGAAAUGUUAUGAUAAAAUGUUAAAACGGGGGAUUUCACCAAACAUGAAUGUUUUUAAUAAUCUUUUGAGAGGUUAUUUGCAUGCUUAUGGGAUGACAUCCUCAAGAAAAAUAUUUGAACAAAUGGCCAAACAUCAUUUGGUUCCUGAUCAAGUUACUUACAAUAUUCUUAUUCAGUAUAUCUAUGAACAAGAUGAUGUUGAAAUUUUCGAAAAAGCAAUCGAGCAAUAUGUCGAGAUGCUUGGAAAUGGUCUUCAUCCUUCAAAUCGGACUUUCAACAUAUUAUUAAAUCUUGCAAUUAAGAAAGAUAUUAAUCAUAAUAGAUUUUAUUCUCAUCAACAUCACAAAAAAUCAGAUCCAAUACAAAAUUGCGACAAAUCGGCCGUUGAACUAGUUUUGAAAGAUAUGAUGUCAAAAUACGUUGUUUUGGAUGUAGUUACUUAUUCAAUACUCAUGAAAGGAUUCGUUCAUUAUCAACACAUGCAAGGGGCAGAAGAAUUGUUUCGCAAAAUGCAAGAGAAUGGAAUUCGUCCAAACCAAUAUAUCUUUGACAUUAUGAUCGACGGGUAUGCAAAAAUUCCAGACAUGAAUAAAGCGCAGCGAGCGAUAACGAGAAUGUUAAAUUCAGGAUUCCAAAAGAAUAUCAAAGUUUAUAACUCGAUGAUAAAUGGAUACGCUGCAGCAGGUGAUAUCGGUGCAGCGCAUAAAGAAUUUGAUGAAAUGAAAAAAGCGGGACAUACGCCAGACAAAGUUAGUUACACAUCUUUGGUGGAUAUGUUUGCCAACAACAAAGACGUGAAACAUGCGCAGCAAGCAUUCGACUUCAUGCGUGCGCAAGGAAUACAGGUCGAUUUAAUAAGUUUUACGGCACUAAUGAAAGCUUACGCAAAAGUUGGAAAUGUGAAAGGCGCAUAUUCAGUUUUCGAAGCAAUGGUUAAUGCAGGUUACAAGCCAGAUUCGGUGGCAACCUUAACUUUACUUAGUGCACUUUAA